Iphiclides podalirius (scarce swallowtail) is the source of this 963-nucleotide messenger RNA. The record is from the annotation of a GenBank genome assembly. Lineage: Eukaryota; Metazoa; Arthropoda; Insecta; Lepidoptera; Papilionidae.
AUGGUAAAACUUCCAGCCGGAUGCUUCUUGUAUCGCGCCUGGGAGUCCCUGGUGAUCGGUAUGAUUGGUGCGGCUAUAGCGUCUGUCAGCUCCAUACUCUUCGAUAAAAUAAGAAUCGACGACCCGGUCGGUGCUUCCGCUGUGCAUGGCGCCUGCGGCUUUUGGGGGGUCAUAGCGGUUGGACUCUUCGCGGAUAACCCAAUACCUUUGGAGACGACAAACGGGAGAUCCGGCUUAUUCAAAGGCGGCGGCUGGUACCUACUUGGGGUGCAGACGCUUACGGGUGUCUGCCUAAUGGCGUGGGGCGUUUUCGUCACUAUGUUGCUGCUAUGGCUGAUCGACCGCGUGCUGCCCAUCCGCAUGGACCCCUACGAGGAGCUCCUCGGCGCGGACCUCACCGAGCACAGAAUCCGCCACGGGCAGGUGGGAGUUUCUCGUGCGGUGUCAGCGCUUCGUCCGUUUCAUCGUACCAAGAGCAUAGAGGAAGUAGGCGGCAUUGGAAUGAAUACUGGCCACAAUCUCAUUGUGGAUAAGUUACAAGAGGCGAAGAGAAGAAAGGAGGCCAGUCCGAGCGGAACACUCCAAGCGUUCUCCAACCAGGCUUUCGUCGAGGAGGGGUCCGAGAAGACCUUCAGGAACGACGGCCUCCUGAACAAACGGGCCGGCAACCCCCAGAACGAGCUCCACCGCGCCCUCACAUCGAUGGCGCGCGAAAUAAACGGCGCGAAACAGAAACGCGGAACCGGAAGAUGGCCGCGGAGAAACGAAACGAGUGGCGUCGCUCGCCUAACGCCGGAAACGAUAAAAGGGAGGAGGUUUAAGGAGUUAUCGGCCGCAGAGCUGCAGGAAUUGGGCGAAAUGAACGCCAGCCAGGAUCGCUUCAGGUAUCGCUACACGGAAGACGAUUAUGCGGACGACGUUAGGAGAAGCGACACGCCCAGCGUUAAUAUGCGGUGGAUCGAU